UGAAGCUAUAGCAGCUUCCUCUUUGGGCUUCAUUUAAAGCUAUAGCUUUCUCCGGCAAGCCGUCGCCUCAGCUCAUCUCCCUGUUUGCGAAAUUGCGGCGGCGGCGCCCAAUCUCGCGGUGCAGGGGCGGCGCCUAGUUCUUCCAUGGCGAGAUAGCAUUCCGGUUUGCCGGAGGAGAUUGCCGUCGAGAGCGAGAGAGAGCAUCGGCGAAUCAUUUUGAAGUUGGGUGUUCCUCCUCUUCCUCCCGGCGAUGGGGAACUGGAAUCACCAUCGGCGGCCAUGGCACAGGAGGAGCCGCCACGAACGCCCUCCGCCUCCGCCUUCACCUCCUCCGCAUCCCGGACACAAUUGCCACCCAGUCCCAUUAUGGGAAAGGGAAUUUUGCAUUUAUGUUGGCGGCAUUUCUUGGCACAGGUUCUGUGACAACAAGAGAUAUGUCUGCAUGUAUAAGAACAUUGAGCAAUGGGAUGACUCAGAAGCCUUUGAUAAUUUUAAGAAUGCAAAGGCUAGAUUCUGGGCUAAUUACCAUGGCCAACCUUCAGACAUAUCUUUGCCAGACCCUGAUAUGUAUAUUGACAAGAUUGACCACAAUAGCAAGAUCGACCCUGAGUUGAUAGCUGACCUGAAGAUGGUACGCUUACCAUUCGAGAGGGAUGAUGAGUUACUCCCAGCUGAUGGAUUGGGCAGCACUGAUACAGAUAACAAGUGCCAGCAGAAGCAGAACCAAUCUGGAAACUGGGACAUCUAUGUAGAAAAGCCCACUGAAGUUAACAAGUGGGAGCAAGAUUCAAGAUCCAACAUGGACUGGGGAACAAAGCAUGAAUCUUGGAAUGAAUGGAGUAAAAAUUGCUCUGGUUGGGGUAGUGCCUUGGCGGAUUCUAGUGCCUUGGCGGAUUCUAGUUGGGGCAAUUGGAAUAAUAGUAACAAUCAUCAUUCAUCAAAUAACAGGGAUAGCUUCAAUGGGGUCAACAGGAAUAGAUACCAGGACCCAAACAGCAUAUCUGGAAGGAAAAGGAAUAGUGGUGGGCACAUUCAGCAAAGAAACAGUAGACAGAGAAACCAGACUGAGGGCUACCAAGGAAGUACUCCUAGAUGGUGAGACCAUAUAAGACAAGAGAAUGGUCUCCAUUUGAUAAUAGUGUAAAGGGGGUAAAUGACCACACAAUAGAAUGUGGCCUCUUAGUAGUGCGAAAGAUUGGAUCAGAAUGAACUUUUGUCUGGAGACUAGAGCAGUUAGCAAUAGUUGGCAGUUAGAACAAAUGAUCUAUGUAAAGAGAUGCUCGAGUUUUUUCCUUCUCUAGAAAGAAAGUUUCUUCAUGUCGCUUGAGACAUGAUGUUUUUGGGUAAUGGAAGCAGAAUGCUGCCAUUUCGUUGUAAAGGUGAUCGCCAUAAGUUAGUUGUUUUUUUUCUCUUUCUUUCUUUCAAGCUCCAUGAAUAUGUAGUUUGUUCAAGUGAAACAUAGAAUUCAUGUACUGGUAGCAUGUUAGUACUAACAUAUACUGAUAUAUUGAUAAUUCGUGUCUAGUGCUAAUAAAGAUACUCAUAAGUCAUAACCAGAUGAAAGAGUCUGGUACAGUAUGUGUUACUAA
Oryza sativa Japonica Group (Japanese rice) is the source of this 1589-nucleotide messenger RNA. The record is from RefSeq and is a predicted model, not a curated record. NCBI's taxonomy places the organism in Eukaryota, Viridiplantae, Streptophyta, Magnoliopsida, Poales, Poaceae.